AUGUCUGCCGUACCGGCCAGACCCUACAAGGACGACUUCAUCGAUACGCCCGCCCGAUGGCCGGAGCUGACCAACACGCCGGACAUGGCCCACACCAAGCGACUGGCCUUCGCAUCCUGGGUGAUGGCGACCUACUUGCCCAUCUGCGACGACAUCAUGGAAGCCAACAACGCCCCUGCCUGGGCCUUUGCGUGA
Molecule: messenger RNA, 195 nt
Organism: Acanthamoeba castellanii str. Neff
Lineage: Eukaryota; Discosea; Longamoebia; Acanthamoebidae
Exons: 2
Coding region: 1-195 (64 amino acids)
Source: RefSeq, a predicted model, not a curated record